This is a messenger RNA of Chondrus crispus (carragheen), 1902 nucleotides long. RefSeq lists its product as hypothetical. Gene Ontology annotation, molecular function: RNA binding; methyltransferase activity. The coding region runs from base 1 to 1602 and encodes 533 amino acids. The transcript is spliced from 4 exons. NCBI's taxonomy places the organism in Eukaryota, Rhodophyta, Florideophyceae, Gigartinales, Gigartinaceae. The record is from RefSeq and is a predicted model, not a curated record.
AUGGUUAAAAAGACGGCGCAUGACGAUCCCAACUCUAAAACCACCACACACCCCAUCUCCCCCCUUUUUGCUCUCACUUUUACUCGCAAACAAACUCACCGAAGACCCCCUUCCACGUCUUCCCAACUCCUCCCUCCCCCCCCCAAAAUGUUAGCCUUCGUCUUCGAAUCCAGCCCGAUAACCUCGUUCCGCGGCGCCCAAUUGCCCACCAGAUUAAGCAAAUGCCCUCCCCGCCGUAGCUACAGCGCCUGCCGCGUGGUAACCGCGAAAGCGCAGGUAACGUCCCCCGCGGUCCAGGAGGGCCGCAACCACAACGCCAGCAUCGACAAGCUGCUGGACGCCGGCCUGAGCGUCGUCGUGCUCAAGCGCGGCAAGGCCAAUUUGUUCCGCGACCAGCGAAACCCCAUGGUGUUUGCCGGCUCCGUUGAGCGACACAUACCCCUGCCGGGGCACACCUUAUCCGACUGCGACCCCGUCGCCGUGUGCAAUGGCGCCUACGCCUGUCUUGGCUACGGCUUUUUUAAUCCGCAUAGUAUGUUUCGCGUGCGCAUGCUCAAACACGUUGCCCCGAGCGACGAGUUAGAUCCCCCGUUGCCCUGGGACUAUGCCGCCGAGAUCGUCGCCAGGAUGCGCAACGCUGUCGCACUCAGGGAGGCCAUCGCUCUGCCCGGCGAGGCCACCAAUAUUUACCGCGUCGUUAAUGGCGAAGGGGAUAGGCUCAGUGGAUUGGUCGUCGAUAGGGUCGCAGAUACCUUGGUCGUGUCCAGCUCGGCCUUGUGGUGUGAAAAGCAUAAAGACCGGAUCAUUGGUGGCCUAAAUGCUGUGCUUCCGUCCUGUGCCGAUAUUGUUUGGCGGCGCAACGUCGACAGAUUGAGACAAGAUGGCUUAGCUGACGAGGCCGAACAUCCGGCUCCGUUGAAUGGCGCAUCUACUUCACCGACGGAUUGCGACGUCAAGUAUGAGCUCUCGAGAUUCGCCCUAACCCGCGGUCAGAAGACCGGGCAUUAUGCGGAUCAGAGAGAAAAUAGAGCCUUUAUAAGGAAUCUGGUCAACCAGCGCGGGGGCUCAAAGCGGGUUCUUGAUUUGUUCUGCUAUACGGGUGGGUUUGCCAUGAACGCUGCGCUGGGGAGCGACGACUGUUCUGUCGUUGCCAUCGACUCUAGCGGGCGCGCGAUCGAAAUGGGUCAAAGAAACGCCGAAUUGAACGGCGUCUCUGACAAGAUAACGUUCGUGCAGUCGGACGUGAUCAAGUACUUACGAAGCGCCGAAGAAGACCAGGGGUCCUUCGACGUCGUGAUCGUGGACCCGCCCAAGUAUGCGCCGAACGUCAAGGCGUUGCCGCGGGCUACGCACAAGUAUCGGUCGCUGAACCUGGCGGCGAUGCGGAUGGUGAAACAAGGAGGACUGCUUUGCACAUGCUCUUGCUCCGCCGCCAUGACGCAAAAUCGGCACCUCUUUGUAGAGGUGAUCCGGGAGGCAGCCAGCUCACUGGGGCGCGAGGUCACCCUGUUGAAGACGGUGGGGGCAGCGUCGGACCACCCCGUCACACCGGAGAUGCCCGAGUCGGAGUACCUGACCAUGUGUGUGUUUCUCUGCCGUUGAGAUGGCAGUAAUGUGCACGUAAAGGCAAGAAAAUGAAUAGUUGACGCUGGCGGGCGUUUGGAGAUGCAGGUGUUCGCGAGUAACGGAGCAACUAGUUUCUUGUUUUUACUUGACAAUAUCAAUACACACAAAUCGAGGCACACAAGUUAUGCUUCGCAACUCUGUGUGGCCACAAAGCACGAGGAACGGUAGCUUGUUGCUCCAUUUUGCAAUACGGGCCUAGGUAAAAAAGCAGGUGCCUUACCUACCUAGGCGGAUGCGUCGUUCGCCCUCGCGGCGUCAUUCUCCGUAUCUAACAAA